AUGUCCGUUCGGCAGGAGUUCGUCGUUCAUCGUGACUAUCAUCGCCGUCGGCCAUUCGGUAGAUUCACGUGGUCCGCACUCUUCGAAGACUCCAAAGAUUCCAAAGAGUUGCCAGAAACGGCAUCUUUGAACGUCACUUGUACAUCUCGUACCUUUGUGCAGGAGAAGCGAAGAAGCAAAGACAGACACAACGGCAGAGACAGCGAGACAUGCAAAAGCCCGAGUAGCACGCAGAAUCACACUUUGAAACGCGGGGGAUAUACGCCUGGGAUACAUCUCCUGGUUGUAACCCGUAUUCGCUCGAGGCCGAAAAAGGUAUCCGAGUACGCCACCCAGGGUGAAGAAGAACGCCGAAAAGAGGCGUUUGAUGGCGAUCAGGACGGCGCCGGCGCUGGGAAAAAGAAACGGUUCAGUCGCCUAGUCGCAGGAAAUGGCAUGAUUUCGCACCAGACGCUCGAGGACUUGAUAACUGCAGGAAGCAAGACGUGCUGGAUAAGACAGCAGGACAAGGGACAAAACACAAAACACAAAACACAAAAGAUUAAAGACAAAACGGCUGCGCUGCGAGAGAGCGAGCGGGAGAGACAAACAGAAGAGGUUGGUUCUCCAUACUCGACAAGUCGAAGGAACAAGGAAGGCUGGGGGAGAACAGGGCAGAAUAGCCCGUAUAUGCCACUUGAGCAGGGCAUUGUCCUCUUUUUCGCCUCUAUCUCUGGGACUCUCCGCCUCGUCAGGGUCUAG
This is a messenger RNA of Nannizzia gypsea CBS 118893, 741 nucleotides long. RefSeq lists its product as hypothetical. NCBI's taxonomy places the organism in Eukaryota, Fungi, Ascomycota, Eurotiomycetes, Onygenales, Arthrodermataceae. The transcript is spliced from 4 exons. The coding region runs from base 1 to 741 and encodes 246 amino acids. The record is from RefSeq and is a predicted model, not a curated record.